AUUCUAACCCACCUCAUCGACACCAGCCAAAUCGACCGGUAACUCGACAACACCGUCAAAAUGCCGAGCCACAAGACCUUCCGUGUCAAGCAGAAGCUUGCUAAGGCCCAGAAGCAGAACAGGCCUAUCCCCCAGUGGAUUCGCCUCCGCACUGGCAACACCAUCCGCUACAACGCCAAGCGUCGCCACUGGCGCAAGACCCGUCUCGGCCUCUAAAUGCUCUCACGAUUCUUCCAUAUUCCACCCCCAACGAUGGUCUUCUUUUCCUGGCUGCCCUGAACCACCUCCAUUCUUCGAAAACUGGAGCUUGGGAAUGCGACCUAUGAUGGCAGCCUUCUUCUCUCGGCCUUUGUCCUACGAAACCAAACCGAUAACGAAAUCUUCCCGACCUCCCGCCACGGAGCUGUUUUGUUAGGGCGAAGUCACCGAUCAUCAGCAAGCAAAAAGGAGAAGCGGGCAAGGGCAACCAGGAGGCAAAUACCGGAAGAUGAUGUGAUCACAACCAAGUUCUGGCUCGGCGGCGGUCGGUUUUUAGCUGUGUUCUUUCGGCGGGGGGAAAUAUCCUGGAACUCGAUCCUUAUUUUGGGGAAACGUAAACUUUCGGAGUACUAUGCUUUCAUGGCAAACAUUUAGAAGGACGGUUACUGGGGGAAUUAGGAUUUGAAAUGAGAGAAAACGUGGUGCACGAGAGUUGAUUCCCAUACCUGUUCUACCCAUGUUCUCGGCAUUGUGCUACAA
Molecule: messenger RNA, 738 nt
Organism: Neurospora tetrasperma FGSC 2508
Lineage: Eukaryota; Fungi; Ascomycota; Sordariomycetes; Sordariales; Sordariaceae
Product: 60S ribosomal protein L39
Exons: 3
Coding region: 61-216 (51 amino acids)
Biological process (GO): translation
Cellular component (GO): ribosome; cytosolic large ribosomal subunit
Molecular function (GO): structural constituent of ribosome
Source: RefSeq, a predicted model, not a curated record